This is a messenger RNA of Peromyscus californicus insignis, 2333 nucleotides long. It is a transcript of the gene Ubfd1, whose product is annotated as ubiquitin family domain containing 1. The record is from RefSeq and is a predicted model, not a curated record. The transcript has 7 exons. Gene Ontology annotation, molecular function: RNA binding; cadherin binding. NCBI's taxonomy places the organism in Eukaryota, Metazoa, Chordata, Mammalia, Rodentia, Cricetidae. Bases 78 to 1151 code for a protein of 357 amino acids.
GGGACAGUGCACUGCCGCUAGGGGACAGCGUGCAGGGAGCGGGCCAUUUCCCAGACCCGCCCCCCUCGGCUGCGGGAAUGCUAAAGCGUGGCAGGGGCCGGCCCGGGAAGCGGAGGAGGCGGGUCUCCAUAGAAACCUCCACCUGUUUCCGGCCAGGCUGUGUGAAAUUAGGGGCUGUUGCGGGGGCCAAUCUCAGCCAGCUCGCUUCUUCCCGGCGGCCCCUGCGGGCGCGGUGGGUGUUGUACACAAUCAUCAUGGCGGCGGCCGGAGCCCCGGAUGGCAUGGACACGGAGGCCGAGGCUGUGACCACCGAGGCGCCCGCACGGCCCCUCAACUGCGUAGAGGACGAAGCAGCGGUGGGGGCGGCGGCCGAGGACUCCUGCGACGCGCGAGGCAGCCUGCUGCCGGCCCCGGCCCAGCCCCCUGGGGACCCUGUGGCUCAGGCCUCGGUCAGCAAUGGCGAGGACGCGGGCGGCGGUGCGAGCAGGGAACUGGUGGAUCUGAAGAUAAUUUGGAACAAGACUAAGCACGACGUGAAGGUCCCUUUGGACAGCACGGGUUCCGAGCUAAAGCAGAAGAUUCACUCCAUUACAGGUCUCCCACCUGCCAUGCAGAAGGUCAUGUAUAAGGGACUUGUUCCUGAAGAUAAAACGUUGAGAGAAAUAAAAGUGACCAGUGGAGCCAAGAUCAUGGUGGUUGGCUCUACUAUAAAUGAUGUUUUAGCAGUAAACACCCCCAAAGAUGCUGCCCAGCAGGAUGCAAAGGCUGAAGAAAACAAGAAGGAGCCCCUCUGUAGGCAGAAGCAACACAGGAAAGUGCUGGACAAAGGAAAACCUGAAGAUGUGAUGCCAUCUGUUAAGGGUGCCCAGGAGCGCCUGCCAACGGUACCCUUGUCUGGCAUGUAUAAUAAGUCUGGAGGGAAAGUGAGACUCACCUUUAAGCUAGAGCAAGACCAGCUGUGGAUCGGCACUAAAGAGCGGACUGAGAAACUGCCCAUGGGCUCCAUUAAAAACGUGGUCAGUGAACCUAUUGAAGGACAUGAAGACUACCACAUGAUGGCCAGGAAAAUGAAUUGGAAUGGCUUGUGGACUUUCAUUUUAAGUUUUGUCUUGCUUAUAAAAGAGAACAUCACCUUAGCCAUGAGGCUGUGAAGAUACCAAGAAGUCUCUCCGGUAGUGGUCUGCCACCCACAUGGCCGGGAGCCCUUUGGGAAGAUGGGGCCCAGGGCAUGCUUGCUCUGCAUGGAGCUCAUCAGUUUGUGCAGAACAAAGCAGGCAGUUUAGUGAGCUGAUAAAAUGAGCACUUUACAAAUGGAGUUUACCUGCCUGCACUCCAAAGUUGCUAUAAGAGGCACUUACCCUGGGCUAGCAACAGUUCCAGGGUGGGUUUGCCUGCUGUUGUCUUCCCAGGGACAGUUUUUUUCAGGAUCGAGCCUGUAGUGAUGCUGCCAUAUUUCCCCCCACAUCCAUGAGUAGCUAGUUAUUUGAACUGUAGGUAGGAUUACCAAGUCCAUGGCACAGAGGUAAUGUUGGACAGUCUCCUUGCUCUAGAGCAGUCAGUGAAAGGGCCUUAGCAUACAGUGGGCUGCAGAGCUGAUGUGUCCUUUCCUGCCUGCUCAAGAUCAGCUAGGUGGUGGCAGAGCCAAGGCCAUGGGACCGCAAUCGCUUUUGGACUUUGUUCCUGGUGGUGACAAGAACAUACUGAGGCUUCCUUUGGGGCCACCUCUACACCCUCACUUGUUUGUAAUGUAUAAAACAAGAUGCCAGACAGAUUGGUUUGGCCUGCUCAGUUAUUUUUCUUAUUUAACAGUUGAUACUGGUACUCUUAGCCUGGCCCUUUCACUCCUUUUUGAAACAUUUGCGUGAACAGUUUGACCCUAUGGGGCUUGCAAAUCCUGUUUUUCAGGCAGCCUGGUGAUGGGGAAGCAGAUAGGGUGAAUGGACUACAUUAGACAUUUCUUAAGGAAUUUGUGUUCAUGAAUAAUGGUUUAAAAUUUAGUUUAAAUUUAGUUAAAAUGUUCUGAAGUCAUUUUAGACAAAAAGUGGAUUCAGCAGUCCCCUUCUGACUUUUUUUUAAAUGCCAUUAAAUAGCACUUUAUCCUUGUCCUAAUGGAAGAUUGACUUCCCUCUUCUUCCAGAUGCCAUUUGUCUACUAGAUAAGUGUGUCCCAGUUCACAGUGCUCUUUGGUUUUUAGGGUUAUGUUUCAAAGAUACAGAAAAGAACGCACGUUACAUUUUAUACCAUAACCCAUACAUCCAUCACCAAAAUAUGAUAGUUGUAAAUAUUUUGUAACUUGUUUUAAAUCUUUUAAAUAAAAUUUUUUUUUGCCAACA